Cinara cedri is the source of this 41804-nucleotide messenger RNA. NCBI's taxonomy places the organism in Eukaryota, Metazoa, Arthropoda, Insecta, Hemiptera, Aphididae. The record is from the annotation of a GenBank genome assembly.
GUUCACUGCUUCCCGUACGACUGUGCCGGUGGCUGACAGUUUCAGUCGUUGUUGCGCUCUUCGUUUUGUACGAGCUGUUGACCGUUGUUCGUAAUACUGGAAAUUUGUCCAGUGUACUGAAUAUUGGUUCAUAUAUUUGUAUUACCUGUGCGGUUGUGUAAAGUAGUGAAAUUAUAGCUAGCUGAUCGAACAGUUUGAAAGAUUUAGAAGAAAUACAAUUUUAGUAUUCAGUUUUUGGAUUUUGAUGGAAAUCAUUUGGUGAGUUUUUGCUAUUUAAUGUUAAAUCUACUAUAUUUAUGUUAAAGUAUAGUAUUUUCUAUAUGAGUAAUAUAAUUUCGUAAGUAAGACAAAAACGAUACCGAAAAAUAUCUAAUAAAUUUGAAAAUCGAAUUGUGGGGACACAUUAAAAACCUUUGUUAGAGGCACUUUUACUCGUCUUGUAUAAAAUGUGCACAUACUUUACAAUAACCUAUAGAAAAUAAUUUGAUUUGGUUUCAAAUUGUAAAUAAAAUUUGUAUCCAGAUAGUUUUCUAUUUAGGUACCCAGAUAGUACCUAAAUAGAAAACAAAAUUUCGUAUUAAAAUCUGUCGCAUAGUUUUCGAAAUGUACUACUAUCAGCAAAAUUUGAAAUUAAAAUGCUUAUAAAAAACUUUUUUUUCUUACCAUUUAAGUUACAUUUAUAAUGAACCUCGUAUUAAAUAUUUAAUUUUCUAUUAAACCAAACAAUUUUAUCCACAUUAAAUAUUGAAUAAAAACUAAACAAAAAAUUGAAUAUUUAAAAUGCUUACACAAAGAUUACAUAAAAAUCGAAAGAAUGUUUUGAAAUUUUAAAAAAAAAAACUAAUUAGUGUUUUUUAUAAAUUUCAACCACCCGAUUUAACUGAAUGACAUCAAAAAAACAAAAAUGAAAACAAUGAAAUCGUUAUGUCGUAAACUUUACCGUUUUUUUUUUUGGUUUUCCCUAAUGAUGAAAACUGUGAAAACUGCUUAAUGCACGAACUAAAUCCAGAAUGCAAAAAAGAAGGCUUCUUGUCAUAUUUUUUAUUGGAGCAAAAUUGUUUACAAAAAAGUUUUUUUAUAGAAAGAAAAAGUAAAUAAAAAAGCAAACAUCAUAAUAAAAUCAAUGAUAGGUAACAAAAAUAGCUAUAAAAAUUCCUAAGUUUGGGUGUUCAUAAAGUAUUCUGUAUCAAACAUGAAAGUUUAAGUUUAAGUUUAAAUAAUUUAUUUUAGGUUGGGUACAUUUUGUAGUUAACAAAUUUUCUAACUUUCUUGAAUCAAGGUUUUAGUAAAUAGCCGAAAUUUUUGAAAAAGUAAUUAAAAAUUGCUUGGGUCCUAGAUUUAUCUUAAUAUGUAUGUACUUGGUUAUAAAAACAAAAUUAAUUAUUCUUAGUGUUAAAUUUUAAAUUUUAAUUGGAAUCAUAAAAAUCACGGCAUUUGACGUACCCUAGGUACUAUUUUCGGAUUUAUGUGAAUAUAUUUUUUGUCUUAUACCAAUAAUCGUACAGAUUUAACAUGAGGUUUAUCAUAAUUGUUUUCACAUAAUAGUAAAAUAAAUAAGAAGUUGAGAGUAAUGUAAUCAUUUUAUUUAACUGAACUUCGCUCAAAUUCGUUUUGUGGUAACAAUGAUUUAUCGUUGCGUCUACAGAUUUAAAUUAAAUUACUCUAUAAUCGUAUAUCCUAUCUUCUGAACUUCUCAUCAACAACAGUGGUUAGCUCAGUGCCACCUCUUUUAUUUGUUUUAUCAAAACACCUCAUAUUAUAUUGAAUUCUCAUAUUUACUUUUGUAACGUUUUUGAUCAGAUAUGAAUACCUUGAAUGAAUUAAGUAUUUAAAAUUACUAAUGAUUGUACUGUAUGGUCUGUCUGUGUUCAUAAGUACGAGUAUAAUAUCUAUACUAGGUAUAUUACAUUCGUCAUUAUUAAUUUAAUUUUUCAACCUAAACAAUCAACCUUAACCUAAAAAACACAAAGAAGUUCGACGAAUAACUAAUUGUAAAGAUGCUUUUGUUUAUCUUUUUUUUAGUAAAAUUCUUUGGUAAUUACAGUUAUUAUUAUUUUUUUAAAUAUAUUAAUUUUUACAAAUAAAAUCAGCUGAACAAUUAAUAUAACGUUAUACAUAAUUGGUCCUAAAUCUUCCUUCGAUAAGGUACUCCACAUUAAAAGUUAUAAAAUAAUAGAUACAAAGUAUAGACAUAAAAAAAAAUUAAUUGUUUAAAUUUAGCUUUUUUAUAAAGGUGCAUACAAUGUACAUAUUUUUUAAAUUUCAAGCGGUUUUACUAUGAAUUAUGUUUUUUUCUGUCUGUACACAUCUUUUUGACCAAAAAAUUUUGUCAAAAAAUGACAAGAGACCUUUUUUGUUGCAUUUUUAAUCUUGUUGGUGAUGAAUAAAUAAAUCGAAUUAGUUUUCAUAAUAAUCACGAAAACCGGAAAACGAAGUAAAAUGAAAAUACUGACAAAUUUACGGCGUCAUUAUUUCAUUGUUUUAAAUUUGUACUGUUUUCUACCAGAAAUAUUACUCUAAUCGAAUAACCUCAAAAUACCUUUAUUGUUGCAUUUUGGAUAUAGUUGGUGAGUAAGAACGUAGUUUUUUGAUUUUCCGUGUAGUUUUCUUAUUAAUCGAGUAAAAUCAGGAAAAAACGGGAAAGUUACGGAAAUUCAAAAUUGUUUUUUGUUGUAAUUCAAUUUAAAUUUUCGUAAACUUGAAAUUUUGACAGAAAACUUACAUUUGGUUUUUCUAGAUGCUGAGAAAUUUUAAAAAUAUUCUGAAAAUAUUUGAAUUGUCUAAAUUGUUGGUAAUAAUAAAAAAAAUAGCAAAUUUGUUUGAAUAAAUAGGAAUACUUGAAAAUUUAACGGAGGUUCAAUAUAAGUUGUACUUGGUGGUAAAAAAAUAAUUAAGUUAAAUUAAAUAAUUUUUUUUGCAGUCACUUAAGAUCAAAUAUUGAUGAUAAUUUUAAAUAUUACGGAAUUUCAAAACUUGUAUAAUUGAACUUCGCUCUGAAUCGUUAGUAAUUUUGUUAGCAAUUGUUUAUCAUUGCUUACAGAUUUAAAUUAAAUAACUUUAUGUAUUCUACCUUUUCAACUAAAGUGUGAGUGGGUGAGUAGCUCAUCCAUCAGCAGUAUCAGCACUUUUUUUUUUAUAAUUGGUUAUAUUGAUAUAUUUAAUGUAUAGUAUAGGUUGGUAUUUAUAUAAAGUGUUUUUUCUUAAAAUCUGUCUGCUUAAUAUUUGACUCAAUUUUAAUAUUAGUGCACAUAAUUUUAGUUCUAAAUAGGUUAGUAUUUAUUAAUUAAUUUAAUGUUAAACAGGUAUUUGUUGAAAACAUAAAAAAAUUUACCUAAUUAGUUACCUAUUAUAUUUGUUUUAUACAAUAUAAUUUGAUAAAUAGGUAUAGAUAUUAAAUUAUACUUUGAAUUUUAACACAUAUUAUGUAGGUUAGGUACCUACAUACAACAUUUGCAAAAUCAAUUAGAUACUAUAGUUUUAAUGUCAGUAUAAUAAUUCAUAUAAUAUGAUGAAUCAUAAAAUAUUAAAAUAUGAUUAAUUAUUUGUUUAUAGAAGUUUUAUGAAGUUAUAUUACUUCAUGUUGUAUUAAUCUUCACGUUCCGAAAACAAUAAUGGUAGAAUUGACAUGCCCUGUAAACUAUUAUGUGCGUACCUACAUAUUAUAAGUUAGGUAUGUUAUGGUUUAUAUUAGUGUCCAUAUAUUAUGUCGAAGGUACCUACUAGGAUAUAAACAUCAGACGGUCUGACUCACAGACCGUGAAUGGUCAACGUUUCCACACGGUUGGGUUCAUCUGCCCAGUUGUAUAGGCUCUGAAAAACGUUAAUGAUUUUCCACUUAAAGCGCCCACGUAUACGUUUAAGGAAACUAAACCGGGUUACUGUUACGUUAGAAAAACGAAUGCUAAUUUAAGAACCUGCAUAUUUUCAAUAAACUUAUGUUAUUCUGGUAGUAUAUUUUAAAUUCGUGCCACGGUCAGAUAAUUUGUAAUUAAUGUAUUGCGGUACCUAUGUUUCUGCAACAGCUAUUUCUAACUUACGUUCAAUAUUUAAUUUUUUUUUUGUUCUUAAUCGUAAGAUGUAAUUAAAAAUAAAUUCCGUUAGAUCAAUUCGUUACAUUUGUAUCAAUAUAGUUAGAGAGGUGACAUUGCGUAUAUGAAAUCUUAUUUUCAAAUAAUGACAAUGCGUAUUAUUAUAUAAUUUCAAUAAUUAAGAAGUAAUUUGAUGGAACAUACAGUAUCUAUAUUAAAUCAUUUUUUAAUCUUAUGAAUCAAGUCAUUUUCUACAUUGAAGGUUCAAUAUUAUACACUUGUCUACCCUUAUUAAUUAUUAUGCUAACCUUAACAACCUUUACAAAUAAAAAUACCAUCCUUUUUUUGUAUUUGCUUACAAAAUGAAUACAGUUAUAAAUAUAAUGAUUAAUUAUUAAUAUACUAUGCAACUGUAUUAAUUUACUGCAUAUUUACUCUAUGGUGUCAUUCAGAAUCUAACAUCUACUCUCAUUAGGUAUUUAUUUUUUAGGUAUAUUAUGUAUAAACAAUAUUUAACAAAUAUAAAUUAUGAUUAACUUUAUGUGUAUUCACAUCUCAUAUAAAAUUAAAUAUAACAAAUUAUUUUAAAAUUUAUAUAAGUAACUAAUGAGUGGCUACUUUGUGCUCACUACGAAAAUUUAAAAUGUGCACCUGCCUCCUGCGUUUUUAUUUUUCAGAAAAGUCACAAGGUUUCACUGAUGGAUUGAAACAUUUUUUUUUUAUGUUUACAGUGUAAUCAAUUACUUGUUGUCUCAGAAAGUAUUAAAUUUUUCAGAAUUUUUUUUAUUACUUAUAAAAUGAAGUGCUCUAAAAUAAUUAUUUUUGUUAUUUUAUUUUUGAGGGUGAAACCAUUACCUACUUUUGAUUUUUAAAUAGUGACUUACAUUAAAUAAAUAUAUGACAUAUUAGUUAGUCUAAAAAAUAGCGACUGUAAUUAAUAAAUUAUGGAUGAUAUAAUAUUAGUUACAAAUUAAAAUAAGUAUUAAAUCGUAGGUUGAACAUUUUACAUGGACACAUAUAGAAUUAUUAAAUGACAAUAAAAUCGAUCCAUUUAAAGAAAGUAAUAGACCAUUGUGUAAAAAUGUAUCUUUAUUUUAUUCUGAAUUUAUAGUCGUAUAGGACAAAGUCAUUAAAUAUAUUUACUUAUUUUCAAUAAUCUGUAAUGCGUAAAAAAUUAUAUUAUAUUUGACCUAAAAAAUUAUUUUCAAUUUUAAUAGUUUCAAUAGGUAUACCUGUAUAAAAUAUUUGCUCAGAGUCAUUAUAUUAUGUUCCUAAAUCUUGUAGAUCUGUGUUUUUUUUUUUUAAAUAUAUAUUUCAUUAUUUUAAAUAAAGAGCAGUAGGUAUAGUAUAGUAGCUAGGUAUAAUAUUAUAUUGUUUUUAAAUACAAAAAGAGCUGAUACUGGGGGAAUGUGUGUGUCACUGCUGUAGAUGAGAAGUUGGGAAGGUAGGAUACAUAGUUAUUUAAUUUAUAUCUGCAAGCAUUGAUAAAUCAUUGCUAACAAAAAACGAUUCGGAGCGGAGUAGGCAAUAUCUACGAUUUUCGUCAAAAUUUGAAUAUUAAAAUUCUUAUAAACAAUUUUUUUUGGUCGGUUUUUCCUAAUUAUUAUGAAAACCCUUGGGAAAUAAAAUAUUGACCUCUUCAUUGCAUCAACUAGAUAAAUACAAUUUUCUUUCAGAAAAGGCGUUACACUUAAUACAUCGAAGCAAGAUUCUAGUAGAAAAGUUGUUCACAGACAUACACACACAAAAAAAAAACACAUCGCAUCAAUAAAUCAUUCACUAUGUUCCGAAUCUAAAACAAACAGUAACAAGGUUGAUAAUACUUAAUCUUUACUUCUUGUAAAUCUUUCUGAUAUUUAUAACUAUUUAUAACCUUCAGAUUUAAACAAUAUUAUAUUUCUAUUUUAAAAUGUCGGAUAUAUUUGGUAUUUUGAGAUGAUCAAAGUUUUGAUUUUUAAAAUUUAAAUGUGGUAAUUAAUGGAAUUAAAAAUUGAACGCAUGUGUUGUAUUAUUUACAGUAUUUUAAAAUGUUUUCUUAAGUACCUAUUAAACUGGUAUACCUACAUUAAACAAAUUAUUUCUAUAAAGUGUCAUAAUAUAAGUAGAGAAUUCAUCUGUAUAGGUAUUGUCUAAAAUUGAUGGAUAAAUAUGGAUAGGUAGAUGGAUGGAUCUUAUGGCUGCUUGUUAUGUUAUAACAGACCAGAAAGUAUAUAUAGACAAAUAUUAAAAUUAAAGUUAUAAUUGUAAUAAAUGCAUGACUAGGAUUCAUCUAUAAUGUUAUGGUCAAAAAAAUCAUGUGGGGGUCUGUAUAUUGAUUCAUUUAUUGAAUUAACGUUUUUAAGUUUAUGUGUAUUAAUCAUAGUUUAUUUAUUAUUAUAUGCAAUAUAAUUUAGAUUUUGGAAUAUGUCACUAUGAUAUUUUUAAGGAAUAAAAAAAUCCAUUAUUUUCUUAUUGAUAGAAAAAAUUACAUUGUCAAAUUUUUAAUAAUUUUGUUUGUAAUUUAAAUAAAAUGCAUAUAAUUCAUACGAAUUCCAUAAAAUAAUAAAAUAUAAUAAUAUUUAACAUAAAAAAAUAAUAAUAAUAUUCUUGUAAGUAUACAAUAUAUAUAUAAUAAUUCGUUUGCAGUAUCUAUUGUAAUCGAUUUAUUUAAAUGGAUAUUGAAUGGAUUUCCGAUUAUGAAGACAUAAUGUAUAAUACCUAUAUUUCAUUAUAAUAUAAUAUGGUAUUGUUAGGUAAGUAGGUACUAAACACAAAAAAAAGUCUGUUCAUAAUUACAAAGAAACAUGCUCUGGUGGAUGGUGGUGUUAAUCCGUUACACACGUUUUCGUCCUAAACAUUCUUAACUUUGUGCUGAACAAUUAGUAUUUUUCUUUUAGCGAUAAUGCUCUGACUGUUCCGCUAAAUAAGGAAACGUUUUUCAUUAUGUGACCAAUAGGUUUCCAACAUGUAUUUAUCAUUAUUAAUUUUUUUUUUCAUAAAUUGUUUACCCACCAGUUUUGCAAUAGAAGUAUUUAUGGUUUACGAACCGCAAUAUUUUGUCGACACAAAGAUAUUUUUUCUUUCUUUUGGUCUUACACCUACGUUUGAUAAUAAUCAUAAUUAUUACUAUUAUAAUAUAUUUGUGUGACUUUUACUUUCACGUUAAUCGAUCAUUUACACAUCUCGUUAUAUCAAACGAGCAAUAAAAAAGUGUGAUUACCUUAUAUUUUUUCUCUGAUAGUUUAUAAAAAAUUAAUCAUCUAUUGAUAAAACUGUUGGUGUGUGUACUGUUCACGUGCGCUCUGCUUUCCAAAAACACACCGACCGUAAAGUGUACGUAAAAGAAGCAGAAAACAAGACUCGAAAACUGAAUAUUAUUGUAAUUACUUACAAACCGUAUCAUUUUUCGGAUGCGUGUCUGUUAUUAACACUUCGUUUUGUGAGUUGAAAUUUUCAUUCCCUAGUUCCUUAAUUCAUUUAUGAUAUAGGUAUUAUUAAAUAUAAAGUUUAACUAGUAGAUGAAUUGUUCGGUUGUUUUCAAUUAAUUACCUUUGUCAGGAGUGAAUCUAGGACAAGAUACCGGGGGAGAGGGAAGGGGGGGUGUUGGUUAAAAAUGUAUAGGGCACUUAUAUUAAUAUGUAGUGUUUGGUUUUUUCUCCCUAUAAUAAUGAAUAUUAUAAUCUUGUACACUAGGUGACAUAAAUCAGCGGUUGAUAUAUGAUGUGGAGAACGUGAACUUACUACUAAAUUUUCAUAUUCGAAUGAGAUUAUAUAGGUAUUCAAAGCCACUGGGUCAUUAAAUCAUACAAACCACGUAAUUUCAAAACAUGUUUAACCAGCUUCAUUUAGAAUUGUUUUGCAGUGCUGUUCUUGUUUUGGUCUUGGUUUUGCUACAAGAUCAAGACUAGGGUAAUUUUGCUCAUCACUGAAUUGGCAGUUAUCUAAUCUAACCAAACAUUAAAAAUUAUGGCACACUGCACGUUAUAAUAAAUGUAUAUAAAAUGUUUAGAAAAUUCAAAUUCUGUUUCAAAUCAGAGGGGGCGAGUAAUUUGGUAAAGCCCUCAAUUUUAUUUCAUAAUGUCUCCGGAAGUUCUGGAAGUUAUUUAAAAUCUUUUUGGGUGUGAUAGAUACAUCGAUUAUCAUCAUAUCGUAUGACGUCAUUUUGGUAAAUGUAGGUAAUUUUCAUCUCGGAUCCACGAGACUAUACAAUACUUCCUGAAGGACGUGUAAACAUAUUUAUAGGACUAUUAAAAAGAAAACCAACGGGAUAAUAAGAAAUGUAAACACGCACCUAAUUAUAAUAAAUGUGAACGGUAUUUUCAUUUAUUUAUUCAGUUUUCUUUUUAUCUUUUUCUCGAGAACGCUUCCGGCUAUAUUAUUGUAAACAAUACCUACUUGUCGUUUUGAUUCUCAUUUCUUUACUAUUGAUUUCUACACUGUAAUUUUAUUUUAUUUUUUUAAUUCGAGUGAAUUUAAGUUUCCAAUUUUAAAAUACUUUUGUGCAAUGAAAAUGUCAGCGGUAUAUUUAUAUUUUGUCUAGGUACAGUAAACAUUAUGAUCGCGAUUUUCUAUGGUUUUAUGUAUGAUUCUAACAUUUAAAAUUAACCUUAAAAUAUUACGAUAUUCAGGGGCCUGGGGUCAUAGCACCCUCUGCUCCCCUUAAUCCGGGCCUGCCCGAAACAAUAAUAUGUACCGAUGAUAUGGUACUUGUUUUUAUAUAUAUUUGUUACAAAAUCUAUCGAUUCAAUUUAACGAUAAGUUACGUUAAAUUACCGUUUAUUUUCCACAAAGCGGACACGUAGUAAGUAAAAUCUUCUUCUGCUGGAUGUCCUGCAUUGGACUAUACAAUGUGUUUUAUUUGGAUACAGAAUACCCGAAAAAAAAAUGCUCUAGAAAAUAUAAUAAUAGAGUUUGUGUUUGAACCGUAUAAAUCGUGUGUAAUAUUGUAUUAAAAUCAUUGAAUUGCAGACUAUAAUAGGUAGGUACCUAUAUAUUAUUAUUAUCAUUUAUCGGUAUGGGUACUACUGUUUGAACUUGUACGCGUGAAAUAAUGACGACGUGUUGCCGUUGCAUGAUGCGAAGGCGGACACGCACACGAAUUGCGUGUUUCACGACGACGACGACGAAGGUACAAUAUAAAAUAAUAAUAAUGUCUAUAGGUACCUUCGUCGUUAUCGUUGUAGUAUUAUAUACUUAAUAUUAUUUUCACGAGAUAUGUCUUAUUGGACAUUUGGGAUUGAACGACGUAUUACAUCUGUUGAAUUUAUAUGCCUUAAAUAUAUAAGUGAGCUCGAAGACACUAGACGUCUGCUAACCAGCUGAAACACAAUCGAUUCGUCAUCGUCCCGGUCGGAUGGUGCGGUGGCGGUGGCGGGGAUGAAUGAUGGGUCUCUUUAGAGCAAAACGCGGUUAUAUAGGUGUAAAUAUAUAGGAGAAACGUGAUACCAUUGUUAUCAUACACCGUCAUUAUAAUAAUAAUAAUAAUAAUAUUCUAUUUUGUUAUUUAUUUAUUUAUUAUCGUUAUUACUAACCCUUUUCGUGCUUUAUUAUUGCCGCGCGUCGUCGUCAACCGACGACGGCUUUUUUUACGGUUGGCGGCCCAAACGGAACGAUACGCGCGACGAGAUGAUCUCUUUUGUGUUGUCCGCAGUGCGGUAUGGCAUGGUAUGUACACAAGGUCGUGUUUCGGGAAAACACGAGUGUACCCAAAUACGUGUACAAUAAUAUAGGUGAGUGUACUCGGGUCGCGGUUUUUUUUUUCUGCGUGACGGUCCCGGCGUCUGGGUUCGCGGAUCCCCACGAAAAUCAUCGUAUAUAAUAUAUUACGGUAGCAUCACCGUCGAGUGUUUACGAGUGUUUUUGCGUACGUAAUAUAUCAUAAUAAUAUUAUUAUUAUAUAUUUAGACACUCGGUGUGUACGUAGGUAUAUUAUACACGACUGCGCCGUGUGCGCGACCUAUACGCGGACGCGUACCGCGCAACCGGAGCAUGGGAACGUUUUUGUGGCGGAAAUCGGUUUUCGGUCUUGUACGCGCGCGAAAUGCGAUUUCACGUGCUGCGCGGCUAGCGCGGCGGCUGUGAGAACGUAUUAUUAUAAUUUUGUACGCUGCACGUUAUAAUAAUAUAAUAUACUCGAAUAUUGUAGACCGACUACAUUAUAAUAUGGGUGCCUAAUUUAUACAAUAACGCACCCCGCCACAAGGUGUACGGAUGUCUAAUGUAGCGCGAGACCGUUUCUAUAUACACCUGCACUAUAGACGGUAUCUGUAACAUAGGUAUAUGUUUGUUUUCCCCCUCGUGCUCUUGUAUACGUACGCGGUGUUUCGUCUGUUUACUAUGUAACUUUUAGGUUACACCGGUAUUAUUAUUAUUGUUGUUGCUGUUAACACGCCAUUACGGUUAUUCGAUACGCGGUGUUCGCAAAAAUCGGUACAUUUUCUCCGAACCUAUAUUUCCGAUACGGGAACGCAAACGUUUAAAGGGCUUCUAUAGACGCGAUUUGUUUUCUCUGUCUGUUUCACGUGUAACACAGCUAUAUUUAAUAUUAUAAUAUACUCUUGUGAUUUUUUUUUUUUUUAAUAUCUUUAUUUCUCAAGUUACCGGGUAAUGUUUAAAAUUGAGUUCAAUUAAAACAUGCAAUUUCCUCGAUUCGCGUACAAUACAUACUCUUCUUUAUAUGAUACGCCGCUUAUUUGCCCUAAACUCAACCACAAAAUUGCAAUUGUUGAAGUGCGGAAUGAAACUACACCUCAAUUUUUCGUAUAGAUACGACAGUAGUUAGUUCGCGUUCGAAACUUCGAGACAAGCAUCAAAAUUGAAAUUCUGAUUGGGUAUUUUAUACUGUAUAGAAUUAUUACUGUCGAUCUUCGCAGUACUCGGAGGAAAUACUCAUUUGCUUUAAUUUUGUUUUGAAUAUUACACAAUUCAAUUUUAAACUUGUUUGUAUUAAACCGCAGUUAUUACAAUAAUGAUAUAAACCCAUCGUAUAGUGAACGGAUCGCCAGUUAAUUGUUUAUUAUAUAAGAUUACUCGUUGGCAGAAAUAAAAAUUGAUUAUUAUCGAGUUUUAUAAUCAUUUUGUAAUAACCUAUAGUUACUCAAAAAUAUCCAAAUAUGUCCUUUAAGACGGUAGUUUAUAGACAACUAUAUAUGUAUUAUAUAUUCAUACCUGUGUAGUGUGUACACAUUAUUACAGUAUCGAUAAACAACGCCGUGCAAAUUCGUAUCUAUGUAUAAUAUAUUUCUAUUCAAUAAUAAUGGUUCAAUUCUGUUGUAUUUGCAUUGUAGAAUAUGACUAUAUGAGUAAAUCUGUACAACUUCACUCCGCUAGACACUACAGGGCACACGACUGAAUACAAAUAUAAAACAAGAAUAAAACAUACUUACUUCUCAUGUGAUGAAGCGGUGACUUGUAGUAUUGGGUACUUGUACAAUAUAUCUAACCAAACGUCUUUGUAUAUUCUUCAUCAGGUACUACAACUCGCAGACCGUUAAUAAACAUCAUAUUAUAAUAUAUACAAACAAUAGCCCUGUAAUUCAAUCCGUUUUUCAAUGAUUUUUUUAAUAUACGUAUGACUUUAUAUUAUUAUUAUAUUUAUUAUAUGAUUAUAGGUGGGUCUUAUUAUUAUAUUAUCAAUCUACUUGUUUCACGAAAAUGAUCCGGCGAUGUUGUUUUAGAUUCUGAGCAGAGCGAGGAAUGUAAUGGUUUUAUAAUGAUAGCACUUUUUUUGAAAGAUAAUUCAACCAGGGUGGUACUUUAGAGAGGUCAUCUUUUUAUUUUCCCAAGAGUUUUCCCAAAAAAUAAAAAAAAACGUAAGAAAAUCGUAGUUAGCUGAGAUUUCCUUAUAGUACUUAUUUUGGAUCUUUUUAGAUGUAGUACAAUUUUCAAAACGGUAAGAUUUUUGAUCCAUAUUUUUAGAUAUUUUAAAUUGUCUAGUUUUUUUUUUUUAGUUUUUAUUUGGAUAACAUAUUUUGAUUUCUUGAAAAUACUCCAAAAUUUUAAACAAGGUUUCAUAUAGCAGUAUAAAAAUAUCGAAAAUCAUCAAUUAUUAAUUUUUAUAACCACAUUUUAGUUUAAAUUUUGAUGAAAAUAGUAAAAAUCAUAACAUUUCAAAACAUUUUAAUCGAACUUCGCUCAAAAUCGACAAUAUUUUUUUAUUAUUUACUUGCUUAAAUAUUUUGAACAGUAUAUUCUUUGAUUUACGAUAUCUGUUGCAUAAAAUACAAUAUGAUGAAACAACAACAUAAAUUCCAAAUCCUUAUUAUAUUUUUUGAAAGAACUUAAAACCUAAAAAUGAUAUAAAAUAUAAAUUCAAAAGUUCAAAAUGAAUUUUACUAAUCGGUAUAUCAAUCUCAUGAACACUUGUUUCGUUUUAUAAUUUUAUAUACUAUUAACAUUUUCUUGAUAGAGGGAAACAUGAGAGAAAUUAUAUUAUGCGAUAAAGCAGAGAAAAAAUCUACAACUGCAAAUAACUAUACGAAAUUGGAGAAAUAUAACUAAAGAUCGGAACGAAUGGAGUAGAAUCGUUUUGCAAGUCAAGGGUCACGAUAACCCGUAAAUCAUGAUUAUUAUAGGUUAUAGGUGUAAUAUUAUAGUAGUAACUAUAUAGUUAUACUAGGUACCUAGUCACUAUGGUAAAAAAAAUGUACUCGAAGAUAUAAUACCUGCAACUUCAUUAAGUAUCUAACCCUAAUAUAUAAAGCUAAAACGUUUACAGUUUAUUGAUCAUAUACCUAUGCCUACUACCUAGUAUUAAAAUAAAAUUAUAUUUAUUUAAACAACUUUCUCGUGCAUUUUCCUUAAAUUCAACCACAUAAAUAUAUAUUUUUGUUCAUAAAAUACCACAACUUGCGAUACUGCUGGUGGUAAUUAUUAGUUACUGUUAUUCAAUCGUAAACACAUAAACAUAUUUUCACUUUUAUACAUAGUGAUUUUAAAUUAUAAUAGUAUAUAUUAUAGUGUGAUCACUGAUCAAUAGUCAUAAUAAUAUAUGUACAUAAAUAUAUAUAAAAACUGAUUAAUGUUAAAACGAAAAACCAUUACAGCAUCAUAUAAAAUCUGUAUAUUCUGUAUAUACAAAAGUGAAAAUGAUUACAAAAUAUAAUUUUUUUCAUAAUCUUUAUACUCGGACUAUACUUAAUUAAAAUAAUACUUCAUGUAAUUGAAAUUUUGUUAAUUCUAAAAAAUAAUGGGUAAAAAUAUACAUGAUGUUAGUAACAUAUUUAAACAGGCUGAAUAUGUUGUUGGGUGUGUUUUUGUAAGGAAGUUGGAAGAAAGAAUAUAUAAAGUAAUUUAAUUUAUAUCUAUACAUAACGAUAAACGAUUCAUAACGAAAAACAAUUCUAAGUCUGUAUUGAUGCCAAGUAUACCCAGAAAUCAACAAAAAUUAUACAAAUAAUUGCUAGUUUUUAUUAUUAAGAAAACUAAAAGAAAAAACAAAAAAUGAUGACCUCAAUGUACCAGUCAUAAGAAAGUCCCUACUCAUUUUUUUAUUAAAGCUUGAUAUCUAAUAGACAAGUUGUAAAACCAAUAUAUUCCUUGCUUUGUUCAGAAUCUGAAAAAAAAAAUUAUCUAAAAUUAAUUAUCACCAAAGAAUACUUUUGCAAGUUAUAAUAUCAAACAUUUCAAAGCUAGCAGAGUAAGCUUUCAAUUUGUUUCGACAUACGGAAUAGCAGAAUUUAGCAUUUCAUUUUAGAUACCGAGCGUAUCGAGGGAGCUUUUGGUUUUACAAUGCUGUUUAUUUUAUUUCUUUCCCAAUAAACUUGCUCCGAUUUUUACGUGUAGCACCUUUUCUGAAAGCUCAAAUUGUCUAGAUUGUAUUUAAAAUAGAUCAUUUACGAAGCUAUUUUUUAAAUAAAACCACUUAAGUGGGAAAAAACGUAGGAAAACGUACAAUUUCACGAUUUCAUUAUUUUAUAAAAAUACGGACGAUGUUUUCUACUAGAAAAAAUGAUUUAAUCGAAAAAUUACCAAACAUCUUUUUUUGUUGCUUUUUUGAUUUACUUUCAUAAAUUUACUUUCAUUUACGAUACCAUCGCCAAAACUUUUAAGCCACUUUUGAACUUUUAAAGGAUUUUAAUUUUUGAGAGUUUUUUGCUGUAAUUCGGUUAUAAAUACACGUAGAAACUUGAAACUUGGUAAUAAUACAUAUAUUAGACUUACCUAGAUGUGGUAAAAUUUUUUUAAUAAGCGUUUUGAAAUCAAAUUUAAACGAAAAUUGCAAAAAAAAAUUACGGCAAUUCAAAUUAUGUAUUACCGAAAUGCGCUCGGAAUCGUCUUUCGUCAAGCAAUGGUUUAUCGUCGCUUAUAGAUAUAAAUGAAAUAACCUUAUACAUUCUACCUUCUCAACUUCUCACCUACAACAGUGGCCGCUCCCAUCCCCAGUAUCAGCUCUUUUUUAUUAUAUAAUCUCAAUUGUUUAGAUUUUUGAACUUUUAAAAAUAUUUUGGAUUUUUACUUGUUUUAAAACUAUUAAUAUGGUUUUUUAAAUUAUUGUAAAUCUUAUUAUAAUAAUUUGAUUCAAUUUUUUUUCACGAACAAUUCUUAUAUAGAAUAAAAAUAUUAACAGGAAACUAAUAAACUAUACGAUUUCAGUCUGCAGAGUAGUGUUGCUAUAUUAUAGUAUAUAUACUGUAUAUUAUCCGGUAUAGGUAAUAUGUAGCUGAAAUUUUAUUGUAUUAUUUUUAUCUACUGAUUUUAAUUGUCGAACAAAUAUUAUAAACAUUCUAAAUAACUGUUCGAUAAAUCAUCAUCGUCGGAUUGUCCUUAAUUUUCUAUUUAAAACAUAAAUCGCAUCUCGUAGAUUAGAAUGAUGAUUGUCAAAAAAAUGCGAAACUAAAUUAUGCAUUGAACUAGAAUUUCUAUAAUGUUUAUAAUUCGUGUAAUAUUUCUGGUAGACAUUUUUUAACUGACCGAAAAAAAAUAUUUAAAAAACACAUAAUAUAGUAAAAUCAAUACAUUCCUUGCUGCGCUCUGAAUCUAAAAUUGAAUAUAGUAACCUACCUAUAUUAUUUCGUUUCGAUACAAUAUUAAUUUUGAUAUUUUACUGUUAUACUAUUUUACAAUGUAUAUAUACAAUACAGUACUAUAUAGACUACAUAUUUAUUUGAUACAUUUUUUGUAUCGCUACAUCCGCGUAAACAACAUAUAUGUAUUAUAUUUAGUUUUUUUUUCAAUGAAAAAAAAAUGUAAUUUAGUAUCAUACUAUCAUUCGUUAUACAUACCCUGUCUAGUGGCUAUCGUUACCUACAUAUUUAUAUACACGAGUAUUAAAUUAUAUUUACUGUUAAGAUUGUAAUACUAUACAUUUGGAUGUAAUUAAUAUCACUUAUACAAUAAUUUAUUCCUAUAAUGAUAUCGCGAUAUCAAUGAAUAAUUUUAAAUUAUUCGUGUAUAAAUUAUAUUUCUUUUAAAUAUUAUCUUUAUAAGUACAUAAUACGGUCUUGGGGCAAUACCUGUAUAGUUACAUGCCCCUCCUAUGCUGUCCGAUUUUCACCAAACCUCCACUUAUAUUUCAUGAUUUUAAAACCAUUGCACGUGAGGAUAUUUUAUUGUGGGGAGACUAUCUUCACACAAGCCCCACAUUUUGUCUGAUUUUCAUCAAACCUUUUUACACAUUUUGUAAAUCUUCUCAAAAUAAUUGAAAAUAGUUUCUAGAAUUGAAUAACUAUUAAUUUUUAAUUUACCUGUUCAUGCACAUAAUGAUGGGUUUACACAUGCAUGUUUAUGUAUGCCAGUAAACCAUAUUAGCAUUGUAUCACCAAUACUUCCUGACGUAAAGUUGGAACUAUCCAACUUUGUCUAUGCUACUUGCGUCACUAAAACAUGCACAUGUUAUCUAUCACUAAACAGUUGAAACAAUUUGUAUUUAAAUUAGGUGUUGAUAAUAUUAUGCUUUUCUAAUGUUAAGAUGCCGAUAUUUCAUAAUAAUUCUAAAUUGACUUAUACGCGAACUUGUAUGGAUCGUCUGGGAGACCAACUUCACAGGCGUCUUAGGAUGCCUACGCUUAUUGACGCAAGUACUGUUGCACGAUCCGUCGAUCUUAUCACGGCGUUCGAUAUCGACGAGAGACAUGAAAUAAAAAAAAUAACAUAGCAAAAAACGAUCACGAAGAAUUCUGUAAUAAUUUUCGAAAAAAAAAAUACGACCGAUGAACGUAUAAUAUAAUAAUGUCGUAAUUGGAAGUGUCGACGACACAGCUAGAGCGAUAUCUUCUCUAUAAUAUCAGACGUUUAUAACAGCGGCGGCAAUAAUACUAUUAUGAUAUCGUCGAUUAUAUCCUCUUCUCCUUGUUUAUGUAUACGGAAAAAGUAAAAUAAUAAUAAUAAUAAUAAACCUAACCACCACGACAAAUCGUCGUUCACAUUUCUCAACCGCGAUCGUUUAUUGCGUUAUCGAAACCUGCACGAUCCGCGUGCGAUGGGUCACGUGUGCAGUGGAAUAAUAUAUUGCCGGCGGGUCGACGAGCUUAAGAGAAACUAUCGCUCGGCAUCACGCUCGCGCGGAUUUCGAUAACUGCGGACCACCAUCACGUUAAAUGCACGAUACAUUAUUAUAUAUUUUAUAUAUUCUGAGUAAAACAAUAACAAAGAAUCUAUAUAACUAUAUUAGAAUAAAUUUACCAAGAUUUUUUAAAUUGUUUUUAUUAUUAAAAAUUGUAUUGUAUAGGAAAAUUAGUGGCACUCUCAUUUCUCAGUGCACUAACAAUUAAUGCUGCACUGCUAUAGCCACCCCUAAUAGUCAGAAAUGAUUAGUGGGUCUUGUUCUCCUUGAUGGGGAUUGGACAAAGGGUUAACAGCUCUAUACCAUGUCGUACAAAAUACCGUAUGUUCAGGAACCAAGUUAAAUUAGUAAUAUUUGCUUGGAGGAUUAGUCUUAAAAACCGUUAAAAAGAAUUAAAAAGAAGAGAAGUAAAAAUACCCAAAAACUUAUUGACACCACUUAUAAAGUGCCACGUUCUUUAAAAAAAAAUACGGAUUUUUCACCCAGUGGUGUGUUUGAUUGGAACGUUUUCCAAAAGUUUCUUUAAUGAUGAAAAAAACCGUUAACAAACGACGAUAAACUGAAAUUUUUUGGUAAAAUCUAUAUACCCGUACGUAAAGAUUUGCAACAUUUGAAUAUAAGUGACAUCAAGUAGUAGUAUUUUGAAAUCAACAUUUUUUUACGGAAAGUUAAAUAUAAACUUACGAAUUGCUAAUACACAUUAAAGAAUUCUGAUAAAUCAUUAUAAUUCUCAUGACUUCUCACGUUCAAAUAGAUACACAAAAAAAAAAAACAAAAAAAAGGUCUCCCAUCAGCAGUACCUAUUACUACUGUUUUAGGAGGGAAGUUAAAAGAAAGUAUAUAUAGAGUAAUUUAAUUUACAUUUUCAUUGAUAACGAAAAACAAUUCUGAAGAAAAGUAUAACUGAAUACUCCGAUUAGUCGUAUUUUCACAAGGUAACCCAAAAAUUAACAAAAUAAUACAAACAAUUGCUGGUUUUUCUCAUUUAUUAAGGACAGUACAAUGGAAAUUUAAAAAAAUGAUCUUCUCAAUGUACCAGCUACAUUUUUCGUUUCUCUUAGGAUUUAAAAUAAAGAGUGAAUAAUCAUUAAAGUAAAAAAUUAUUAACAAGGGAUGGAGUGAGAACCAACUUAAUAUUUUAUUAAUGUUGCUAUAGGGUGGUUUAAACGUCAUGGAAUUUGUUUUGGCUCACGAAAAUCUAAUAUUUAUUUGCUUACCUGUUUAUAGGGUUGUCGCUAGUUAUCGAAAAAUAAAAUAGUUAUGACAAGAUAUAAAAGCUAUUCUAUGGGUGAUCAAUCUAUAGUAAGAUACUCAUUAUCCCGGAAAAUAUUAACUUUUUUUCGAAUUUGUUGAGCAUUAUUUGUGUGGCGGCAGGGCGCGCGGCGUUUUAAUAAUGUACCACUAGGUACUUUCUCCCGACCCAUAUUUAAAAGUGGAAUAUCUCGUUAACGGAUUGACGGAGAUCGAACAUUUCAAUACCAAAAUGUAUUUAAACUAAUAUUCCAUCUGUUUAUGGAAUUUUUAAUAUAGGCUGCCAUUUGAAAAUCAAAAUUUAAUAGUAUACAUUUAUUCCUAAAAAUAAAGGUGACAAAAAAUAACAUAAAAGUAAAACUAUAUACCUACUAUUGAUUCUUAUAUUUUCUAUAAAACAAAUUUUGAAAAAAGUUAGUAUUUCGAGAUGAUGGGUGUCUUACGGUAAAUUGAUCGCUCUGUAAAAAAUUAAAAUUGAGUGUUCGUGGUAACGGAAAAUUACAAAAAUCAAUAGGCCGUUUAAUAUUGUCCACGAGUAGAGAAAAGGUAAGCGAGACAACUAUUUACGGGCAAGAAAAUUAAUUUUUUAACACUUAUAGACAAUAAAGGUUAGUGGCGAUGGUAUAGUCAUAUAAAGAUGUGAAUGGAAACGGGAAAUCGCUGGAAGACACGUUAUUGUUAUUUUUUUUUUGUUGUCCAACGAUCACAGAGGUAAAGGCGAGGGGGACCACUUAUAUAUUAUAUAUUUACAAAUAUCAGGCCACUAUAGGCGAUAAUACGGUCCAGACCAUCUGGAAAAUUACCAUUUUUAGACCGGCCACUUUCCGUUAACCGGAAACCGAUUACGCGAUUUAAGGCCACGCAGUGUUGAUCUACAGUAAUAUUUAGUAGUAAUGUUAUGGUAGUUUUCUUAUUUGUUAUUUUUUAUCAUCAAAUGGUUUUAAUAAGUAUUUAGUCUAAAUUGUUCUAAUAAUACUUGUUGUCGUUAAUUUUUUACAGAAAAAAAAAAUAAAUAAAACGUGUCUCGUAUAAUUUAAAAUUCGAUCAUGCUGGUUGUCGUGGCGUACCGAUACAAUUAACGUUCACCGAAUAAUUAAUUAAACAUAAUAUACGAGUAUUAUAGUGUUUCAUCAACCAUCAAAAUAUUUUAGUGUUGGUAUUCUUUAUAAUUGCUAUCCUUGUAUUAUGGUCAAAUCACUAACAUUAAAUUGUUAUGUUAUUUUGGACAAGUUAGAUUUUGAUCAAAAUGAAGAAGUUUUUUCCAACGAUAUGUGCUAAUUUUUCUAUAUACUUAGCUUAAACUUUUUUGCAUAGUAAAAACGUCAAACUACUGAAUUCUCUCGCAUCAUUUUCAGUAAACAAUCAAAUUGGUGUGGUCAUUUUUUUAUACAUCGUUAAAUACAGUGCAUUCUACAUCAAAAAAGUAAAUAACUUUUAAUUGAACAAUAAAAAGUUAUAAUUUUCCUUUAAAUUAAAUUUUUUUAAGAUAAUUUCUUUUAAACUAGAUAAAUAAAUUGUUAACUUGUUUAGCUUUGGGUAUAGACCGCGUGCAAAAAUAUAGCGCCAAUUAUUAUCGCUCAGCUAUAUUGGCUUUUGUUGUAAUAUUAUAUUUAUUCUAGAGUUGAUGCGUAUAGUUAUCAACGACGUAUAUAGUAUCGUAUACUAAAAGUAUACGUAGUCUAUACGUGUUACAAUAGGUUUAAUCAAAUCAGUUUAGGGCGGUAAAAAAUGUAGUUAUAUAUAGUAGGUAAAUAUCUAACGUUGGACUCGUACGUGACUGUCAGCUGGUCAACGAUAAUUAUUAAAGCAAAUAUAUUUUUUCAAGUUCGAUAAUCAUAAUAUACAAUAUUAUAUUAUACGCAAUAAUAUCAUAAAUAGAAUAUAUUAAUAUUAUUAUUUAUUUAUUUAUUGGCUUCAGUUGUAGGUUAUUAUUUUGAAGAUUUAAAAAUAUUUAGUUUACAUAUUUUUCUAAAACCGAUCAGUUCUGAAUAAGUAUAUUAUGUAAAAAAAAUCAAUUUUAAGAUUUUGAAAAACUGCAUUUAUAACGAACCAAGUAUAUGUAUUAUUUUAAUAGGAGUAUUGUAUAUACGAGACCAGUGACGUAUCCAGGAUUUCCAAUGGGACGGAAUAGGAUAAACUAAAAAAAUCUUUACCUUCAAAAAAAAGGUUUCUCAAAAUAUGUAAUCAUAUAUAAUAGAAAUAUUUGUACUUAGUUGAAUAUAAAUAGUGUAAAUAUGUAAUGAUUAUUAUUUUAUUAGUAAUGAUUUUUCAAUGCUGAAUAGUUUAUAUUUUUGUUUGUAUUUAAAACGGUAAAUGGGGGGGGGGCUGAAAUCCCCUUUUUCCUUCACUCUGAGUACACCACUGAACGAGACAGCGUCCCACUAGCCUCAUUUGCGCGAGCCAUCAAUGCAGAUUAUUAACGAAUUAAGAAACCUUUACAAUAAUUAUAUAGCAUAUUGGACCGUGUGCUAUUUUCAUUGGCAUGCUAAAGCAACGUUACCGUUAUUAAUAGUAUAUUAUAAAAAUUAACACUGCAAUGAGGGAUAAAAUUCUGGAGUCACAAGUGAAAUAAUCCAGGUACAUAAAGUCGCCAUGCGGCAUUGUCGUAGUGCAAUGGUAACACCACGGGCAGAUUCAAUGAACAUCGGUUUAUUGUCAUUUUUUUUUUCUCGGAUGUGCCGACAUAAUAUAUUCAGAUCCCGUUGAUUUUUAAAUGAAUUAUUCUUAUCUUAUACGGGAUGUAUACUUGUCAUUAUACGUUUAAAAUUCAUAUGUUCCAAAAAUCAAAUUUUUCGUAAAACGAAAAAACUGGAAAAGGUUUUCUCACUACAAAGAAAUUCAAAAUAUAUUGUUCUUAAUUUAUGUUUAGAAAUUUAAAACUAAUAUAAAAAGUUAAACUAUUAGUUGUAUUGUUUUUUUAAUGUUGUAGUUUGGAACGUGAGUUGAUAAUAGUUGAAAUGCAAUAUGCAAGUUUUCAUAUUUCAGAUUGUCUAGUUUUUAAUACGGGUUAAAUAUGUUUCGGUAUCGAAAUACACGAACCAAUAGAACUUAUUGAUAUUUUUAACACAAAUAGCGCUAUUUUUGUUGAUUUUGGGCCUAUUAUUGUGCGUUUUGAAAUGAACUGAUUACAGCAUUGGAUUUAUCUUUAAAAAUCCUAUAAAAUAAUAUCGUUAACUCAUUUUUAUAUUUUUUAGAAAAUGUGCAUAUAAAUUCUAGACUACUCAUUUGCUAGUAUACGGUAUAAUAUUUUAGUACAGAUUACCUAUAGGUAUUUUUAAUAAGUUUUUUUUACCUAUUUUUUUCAACGGCCAAGAAAAUUCGCGCGUGUUUAUAUUUGAAAUCGGGGUUAAGUUUAACGGAGUGACGGGCCUCAUGGCACCUAACAACAACAACAAUAUAAUAAUAAUAAUGACGAUGAUAAUAAUAAUAAUAAUAAUAUUAUAAUAACCCCAGUCGCGCGCGAAGCGUGUACGGGAAUCGCAUGGCGUGACUGGCCCUACGAGCAUACGAAGUAUAAUAUAGAGAAAAAAAAAACUAAAAUUAUAAUAAUAUAAAAUAAAAGAGACGGGAUGUUCCGGUUUUUGGCGUAGGAGGAAGAACAACGAUAUUACUAUUGUAUACAAUCGAACGCCUCGAGCAGUGAGCGUUGCGCAUUAUACGCGACACACUGUAUGUUUUUAGCCAACAAACGUGCAGAUCCUCGAAGUCCUGCUCCGGUAGGUGGUGGCGGCGGUGUUGCCCGGUUAUAAAAUCCAUAAUAUGUUUGGUCUUUCAGGAUAUAAUUUAUUAUCAUUGUGGUGUAAAUCGUUGAAUUUUGUAAAAUAAAUAAUAUUUCACGAAACAGAGUUGUUAAAAGUACCAUAUUUUAGAUUUUGAGAGCAACGAGAAAUAUAAUUAUACGAUGUGUGUUUUUUUUUUCUGCUUAUAAACAAAUUUUACUAACAAUUGUUCUCUAUAUAUAUUCUACUUCCAUUUAUUCAUUACUAAGCAUCAUACACAUUCUCAUCCCUAUGAAAACUUCCUGUCGAAAAAUAAAACGCAUCAAGAAUUUAACAUUCUCAAGCUUCUCAAUGCCAUUGAACCCUAAAGGUAUGAGUGGAAAAUGUAAGUCCUUUAAUAAAGAGACAUUAUUAAGGUCACACAUUGGGAAGGGGCAAGAAGAAGACAUGUCCCCCUUUUUAAAAUAUUAAAAUCCACAAAAAAUUGUUUUUCUUGAGUGUUGACGCACUGCAUAGGACGUACAGACUAGAUCGUUAUUAAUUCAUCCUCUCAUAAUGAACUUACAUACGUAAUCGCUUAUCAUAACUUUAUAACGUUUUGUACAGGUUUCGUAUUAUUAUAUCUAUAUAUAAAUUAGUUAUUAAUGCGUAUUUGGAAAUCUGAUUCCAGUUUGUCUCUCCCCUGAAAAUGUAUGCCCAUGGACACUAUCGAAUCGUAAUUUCACCGUAUCGCAUAUGAAGUAUAUACUUUCUCGAUUCUAUGAUGUACGAUGAUGAUAGCCGACGAACAUUUAUAUUAUGCUACAAACGCGACUGUUAUCACUGUGGUAUUGUUUAGUUAAUUGAAUAAGUCAAUACACAGUGAAAACUGAUAUAUAUAGUCACGAUACAAUAACGAUAUUGUCUACUUAAACUCCGUGUACAGCUAUUACCUACAGCUGUGCGUAAUACAAACUGAUUUUACGUUGCUAACGGUUGCGAUUGUCUCUCUUUGUAUAAUACUACAUAAAUUGUAUCUUGAGAGCAAAAAAAAGAAAUUUAUUAUGGCGUAUGGUUCAACGUAAUAUUGAACAAAUUAUGAUUAGGUACUAUAACUUUGAUGCUCGAUAAUUGCAAAAUCGUUGAUGUAUAUGUCAAUAUCGAUAUAAUUAUUGUAUUGUUAUUAUGGUAUAUUAUAAUAUCGUUGGUACAAUAUAGAUAACAAUAAAACAUAUUGAAAUUGUUUACUUUGGCGGUUUGAUUAUUUGCAAAUAAAAAUAUUAUUCGUAGUACGGUUUUUGUUUUAACGUAGGUAUGUAUUAUAAGCCUACAAUAUGAAAUAAAUAAUUAGUGGGCGAAUGAAACAUGAGAAAGGAAAAGCGUUUAUUUAAAAAUAUUGUCAUUGCUGCGUUUUAUUUCGUUUUUACAACGCGCCGUUUUACUUUAACAGUUUAACUGCAACUACAGGUAUACUGUUACAGUUUCAUCUCCGGACUAACAAGCGUAACCAAUUCACUUAUUUUAUCGAUUUUCCACUCAGUAAAUUACCUUUAAAACUCUAUGUAGUUUUAAAAUUAUCUAUACGACUGGUUAGAAAUCUCGAUAACAAUGUACGGGUAUAUAGAUUAGUAUUAUACAUACAUAUAUUGUCUAUACCAGUAGCCAACUGGCAACUAAUAUUAUAAUAAUAUGCGAACGAUUUAAAAAAAAAAAAUAUAGAUACGAUAGUCAGAAAUUCGCUUUGAAAUGAUUAAAAAUUAUCUAAAAAAUACUUAUAGAAACAAAGUAAUGUAUAUAAUUGACAUUUAAUAUACGCACCAUGGUAUAAGUAACUUGUACAUUGGUAAAUUUUGUUUAUAUUAAUUAUACAACUGAUGCAGUUAUAAACCUGUUGAUACUCUUAUGUCAAUUAAUAAGUAAAUAUUCUCAUUUUUAAUAAUAUUUUGAUUUAGUAUGAGUUAUAUGAAUCAGCUAUUAACUGCACUAGUAUAUCAUUAUUUAUUUUCAUAUUUUGUGUAAUGAUAUUUUACUAAUUAGAAAAUGUGAAUUACAAUAACUAACACUAAUCAUAUUUUGAUCUGAAUGAGACUGACAACGAUACAACGUAUUAAUUAUAUUUCUGGGGUAAGUACCUACUUAUUAAAGACGAGGAUGAUUUUAUUAUUUUCAAUCUCAUCAUAAAAUGAUUAUGGUUUAAACCGUUAUUUUGAUCUUAUGAUGAGUUUAAAAAGGAAUGAUCGUAAAUUCUCGUUUAUUAUCACGAUGAUAUGUACUUUUUUCUUUGAGUUUUUUUAUGCAUUAACGGACAUAUUUUGUAUCGUCGUUUUAUCAUUAUUACCUGAAGUACCAUGGUUUUUUCAGUUAUCUAUACAAAUAAUUGAUGAAUAUUUUUUUUGUAUAAUAAUUUAAGACACUUUAUGGGUAGAGUAUUGUUUUAGAUAAUAUUCUUUUAUUUUUUUUAACCGCGAAUUAUGGUAGUUUUUUUUAUGUAUUUAGGUAUACUUAUAAAACGUGAUUAUUUCGAUUUUUCCCACGCCAUUAUAAUAAUUUAGGUCCACCCAAAAUCAAUUUAUUAUUAAAAACCUAGACUAUAAAAUAUUUUUUUAUUUAAAUCAAUUAUUGUCUAUAAAAAAAUAUUCUGAACUUCUAAACUGUAAAAUAAUACAAUAUUAAAAAAUUUAAAUAUUAGUAUAUUUCUUAUUUCUUAUUCUUGGAAAAUUAUAAUAUUUGUAAUAAUUGUUGUGUACAAUAAUGUAAAAUACCACGGCAUUAUUAUUUCACUUGAAUUAAAAAAUUAACACAAGUCAAAAACUUUCUUCGCUUCAUUUUGAAUUUAUGAAAAAAAAAAUAAUAAUAAAAUAGUUACGAAUCGCCAGAACAUUUUCCUCGUUCGGCACACUUCCGUGGACGCCCUUGAUAAAAUACGCACUCAUUGUUAUAUUAUAAUAUAUAGUAUUAUUAUAUUGUUAUGCUCAUCAUUUAAAUAAUACCAUAAGCCACGGGGAGAUUUAAUCUCUUAUCUGCUCCUCCCCCAUACGAGUGUGGCCUAGAAUGCAAGUAUAGCACACGUCUCGAUAUUUAGUUUUUCGUGAAAUAGUUAACGGUACUUUACAUUUUAUGGAUUAAACAAGAUUGUUCUUCUUUUACUUUGUACGUAUUCAUGAAAACGUGUUGAAUCUAUAGAUUAUAGAGUAAAAUAUUUAAUUUAAGCACAUAUAACCGGGGGAGGGGCGCGUAUAGUAGUCACCUGUUUUAAAAUUUGAAAAAUAGUAUUUAAUAGAAAUUGUUUACUGGAUUUUCUGUUAUUUGCUCAAUAAGACUAGAGAAUAGUUCCACCGCGUUAAGAGUAGUGACAUUCCCAGGAAUUUUCAAUGAAAGUGAAUGUAUAGUAAAUAAUAAUCAUGAUUCAUAAAUAAAUCAUCUCCUUAUGUUUUAACUAACCGAUAUAAUGAGAAUUUAAAAGUUGGAUCUAAAAAAGCUAAUUUUUCUUCAACAAAUCAAUCUUUUUUCCGUAGAAAUUGACUGAAAUAAAAAAUAUCAUGAUAAAAUUACAAAAUAAAUACUCAUAUAUGUUGUACUUUUAAGAAAAUUGGUGGGAAUAUGAUCCCUAAUCUCCCCUUGAUUAGGCCACUGGUUAAAAGUGAAUGUUAUGUUAAUGUUGAAAGUUAUGAAAAUAUGUUAACUUAACCGAUCCAUUUACUAUGUUAUAUUUCUAUUCGUAUAAAGUGUUUAAUAAACAUUGAUUUUUAACUUAUUUUUAUUUCGUAAAUUUUGUUGUUUUAUAGAAAAUGUUACUGUUAUUAUCUUGGACGUAUCGUGUUCGUGAUGCAUGGCGCUUACAGUUUGUUCAUAACUUACCUUAGUUUAUUAAUAUCAUGACAUAAUGCCCCUGUGAAGAUAUACCUCUCGUAUACAUUUGUAGAAAAAUAUAUAUAAUAUAAUAUAUAAUCGUUCCCAGAUAAAUAUCAUUUAAAACGUUUGUUGCAUAAAAGCAAUACAAUUUAUAUAAUAGGUCUUUGUGAAAAAUAGUCAAAUAAAUCUAUAUAAAUUAAAAAUAACAUUUAAAAAAGGCUGAUACUGAUGAUGGGUAUGCCACUUUUUUAGGAAGAAAAAUAUGUAGACUAAUUACAUUUAUAUCUGUACGCAACCAUAAACCAUCGAUAACGAAAAAUGAUUUUGAGCUAUUAGUCGUAUUUUUUCCUCGUCGCCAAAGUAUUCCAGAAAUCAGUAAUAGGUACAGAAAUUAUGCAACAUAUUGCCAGGCAUUCACAUUUUUUUAAAUAUAACUAUAAGAAAAAUCAAAAAAUAACUCCUCAAUAGACCAACUAUAGAUCAAAAAUUCUACGGGAUAAAUACUACAAAGUUUUCGAUUGGAGCUAAAUUUCUUAUAAAUUGUUGAAAAGUUGUUUACAGCCAAAAAAACACAUCUUAGUAAAACCAGUACAUUCUUCGCUCUUCUCAGAAUCUAAAAGUACAGCGAAAAUUAAAUCUAAUACACAAAUAAAUCGGAUUUUAGAAGUUUUACUUUUUUUUAUACGUAAACCAAGUUUAGAUAUAAUUCGAUUAUGUAAAUUAUCAUGAAUUAUCCUCAAGUAUAUCAAACCUAAUAAAUACAGUUUGCCUAUGUAAUGCAAUGUAGUGAACCAUGAAUUAAAUACUACUUCUAAACGCCUAUUGUGAAUAAAACUGUGACACAAUGUGGAAAUGUUUCAAUUUUUAUUUAACGCAUGUAAUCUGUUAUGUACCAUAAUUUAUGAAAACUGGUUAGAAUGUGUAUUGUGCAUUGUACCGACUUCAAAAUCUAUGUAAAGAAGUUUACAAUGUAUAAUAUUUUGGUUAAUUCAAAUAUCAUAUAUAAUAAUUAUCAACGUAAGUCACAAACUGUUUUCAGUAGAAAUUUAUCUAAAUAAUAGAAUAGUUCCAGUAAAACAUAAUUCCAUUUAAUUUUCGAAUUUCUUGUUUUAAGAAUACAAUCAUUUAAAAGGAUCUAACUACUCAUCUUUCCUGGAAAAUAUAAUACAAUAAUUAAUGUGAAUGUACAAUGUAUAUUUUAUUAUUUAUUUUUAUUUUAGUCAAGCAAUGGUUUAUCGUUGCUUACAGAUAUAAAUGAAAUAACCUUAUGUAUCCUACCUUCCCAACUUCUCACCUACAACAGUGGCCGCUCCCAUCUCCAGUAUCAACUAUUUUUAAUAUUUAAUAUGUACCUAUUUAUUUUAUUUACAAGAUUGUUGGUUUUUUAACCUAUAAACAUUAAACAAUGUAUAUAAAUAUGCUGUUGUUAAUAUUGUAAACUCGUUAAUACCGAAUAAUAAAAAUCGAAUAGUAAUUAUAUUUGAAUAAAUAUUUAUCAAUUUAAUGUUUACUUUUUUUUACGUCCUAUAUUUCUCGUCAACCAUGACACAGUAAGUACUUAAUUUAAAAAUAAUGUUAAUAUUUUAUGUAUUUAUACAUAAAGUAACUGGAUCACAAUAAAUUAAUGUGUUAUACUUACUUUUAUUAAAUUUAAACAAUAAACAAUCGGAUUAGUACCUAUAAUAUUAUAAUUGAUGCAUAUCUUUCAGUAGGCAACAGUAAAAAAAAAAAUAAACUUACAUAUGACUAAUAAUAAAAGUAUAUAAAAUAUUAUAUUUUUUCUUUCUCUAUAUUUUUAUAUACAUGCCAGUAUUAUUGUUUCAGUGCUUUAUUUGUAAAAAGGUCAUAAAUGUAAAUAAAUAAAAAUAAAUAAUAUAAAAAGCUGAUACUGGAAACGGGUGUGACAACUGUUAUAGAUAGGAAGUUGGAAAAGUAGGAUAUUGAAGAGAAUUUAAUUUAUAUAUCUGUACGCACGAUGAAUCAUAGUUAAUGAAAAACGAUUCUGAGUGGAGCUCAGCCAAUCGUAUUGCAUUUUCAAUAAUGUACAUCUUCACAACAAUAACGAUUGUUUAAAAAAAAUUAAAAGAAUAUAAUAAUAACAAAAAAAUAAAUAAAAACGGUUGCCAGUAACAACUUUAUUGUUAAUCUUUUUUUUUUUUAAUCUAAAGAAGUAGUUUUUUCUAAUUAUUUCGAAUAUUUAUGAUAAUUUCGAAAAAAUACCUUUUUUUAAGUACUAACUAGAGCCUAAAUGUAACAAAAAAGAUCUUAAUAGAUCCCUCGUUUCACCCAGAAUCUAAAUAUGUACUUUAAGUAUCUAGAUUGAUAAUUUUGGGUACUCAAUAUAAAUGAUUCUCUGCAUUAACAAUUUAAAGUAAUAUAAUAAAGGUAUUAUUUAAAUAGAUCUUUAAUGUUUUAAAUUUCAAUAAUGUAAAAUUAAAUUUAUAAAAAAUCGUAUUCAUGUAUUGUUAAUUAAAUUCAAUAAAAUCCACAAAGUUACUACCAAGUCAAUAGUCAUGUAAAAUUUAAAAUGAAAAUAUUAUGUUUAUUAUUUAGAAAGUUCACCAUAAUUCAGAGUAUUACAGAUUUAUAACACAGUUUAGUUAGGUAGCACUUUCUCUGUAGACAACAAUAAUUCAGUUUGUUCGAUGUAAAACAGAAUUGUUGGCUGUCAAGAAGAUCAUUGCUCAUACAAUUCUUAACAAAACUACGUUAAAGCCAUUUUUCUUUACAAUUUAUUUACGUAAUCGUUAUUUUGAGAAUAUUUUUUUAUUUUUAUUCAACACCCACUCUUGAAGAUUUAUACGUUUGGUUCUUUUUUCUCUUCAGUUAAGCUUUGUCAGUGUUGGUCACAAAGUUGUAUUAUAUUAUAAACCUGCGGACAAAAUAGAACGCAUAAACAUCUGCUUUUCUAUAAUAUUACCAAUAGAAAAAUAUGCAUAAAAAGCAAAAAAUUAUUUUGCUAUCUCAUUAAUCGGAUUGAAAUUUGGAUUUCUGUCCGUGACUCAUUUUAUUCAUUGAUCAAUGAAUAUUACAGAAGCAGAUGUUCCACAGUAUCGGUUAAUCCCACGUACUAGAGAUUUCGUUUAUCCUCUUGGCUACUGUGUGUAUAUUACAUUAUUAUAAACUAAUUUUUUCCACAGUCACCGUGAUUCGCCAGUAUUCCUGUUGUAAAUCAUUCAGCCGUAGCAGACAUAUCUCGUUGUUAACCUAUAUUUUUAGUACAUUAUCAUUCAUCAUAUAGAAUCUAGAGUUUAUCACAUUCUCGUUCAUAUUGUUUGUUUACCAAUUUACUAGGCCUUAUUACUCCGACCCCAAUUUUUACUUCGUUGAUAUAACUGUUUAUGAUAAAAUAAUGACGAUGUAAUACGUAGAUAGUCGGUGACAAUAAUGCUCAUAAAUGCCAUUUCCCUUUAACAUAAUAGACAACCAUACACAUAUGAAACCGAUAAAAGAAUGAACCGUGAAAAUCAAUUCAAUAGAAAUUUUCGUUUACCUAUGUCUAUAGGCCACAUUCAUUUGAAGAUAGCUCCCGCGGUGUGCGGACAGUCCGUGGAAGAUGCAAAAAUAACAACUCCGAAAUAAUAUCUCCUAUAUAUUAAGUCUAUUUCAUGAUUUACUUGAAUUUUCAGAUAUGAGAACCGUCAAGGUUUAAUCGCAAAUAACAUGCCGAGUUGAAAAGCGGCGAAUAAUGUCAUCGACCGAGGACGAAAUAUGGUCGUCUAUUGGAAUGAUUGGCAAAUCUAUUGGUUGACAGUAGUGAUCUUGUUGCAAUUUUCUGCUGCUAAUAGACCCCCACAAUUUGUUACUGAUUGGCAAACCGAAAUUAUUGUGCGGCUAAAAGAGGGACCAGAGACUCCUAUUGGUAAGUAUAUAAUAUAUAUUUUUACAAAUAAAAUAGUAUGUAAAAUAAUAAUCCUCGUAUAACAUUAACUUAAUAUUUCAGGAAGUCUCAUAUAUCGGGUUCGUGGUAACGAUCUCGAUGGUGACAAAUUAGUUUUCGGUGUUAGAGAGCCAGGCGAUAAAAUCAUCAGAGUGGAAAAUUUUGGUAGAAGUGAAGCUAAUAUUUAUUUGAAAAUCGAAUUAGAUCGUGAGGUGAGGUGUAGAAUAUAUAAUUUACUAUUAAUGUAUCUAUCUAAAUCAUCAUUUGAUUAUUUUAAUAAUUCGAUUUUGUUUUCUAGACGAAAGACGAAUAUUCCCUAGUGCUUACUUUAACCGAUGGUCACUUGGGAGAUGGAAAUUUCAUUACGCAGAGUUUCCUUUUAAUUGUGGAUGAUAUAAACGAUAAUGCACCUAUAUUCAAACCAUAUCAAAACACGAUAUUUGUACCAGAGGACAGUCUACCCACGGUUAUUGCAACGGUUGAGGCCACUGAUGCAGACGAAGGCCCAUAUGGACAGGUAACAUAGCAACGAAUUAGGGUUUCACGGUCUGAUGAUCGUCACCCUCGUUCAAGUUCGUUUACACUGUAUAUAUUAAAAUUAUAGUGUUCAUUAAACCAUAUCACAACACGGUAAACAAUAAAUAUGAUUCGAAAAUACCUUUACCUCAAAGAGUUGAAGUGUCCAAAUAACAAAAUAUAUUGCAUUAUGUAUUCUUUCGCAUUUAAUAAUAUUUAAUUAAUGAAAAUGUUCAAAUAAGUGUAUAAUCGAAUAUAAAUUAUAAUAUAAUUAUGUAAUAUAUAAUUACACGUGUAGGUGGUUUACCAUUUGCAAGAUACGGACGCAGUAGAAAGUGGAUUGUUUUCAAUAUCUACGGUAAAUGGUCAAGGCGUAAUACGCCUCAUAGGAAGUUUGGAUUAUGAAAAAACAUCACUUCAUCAGCUGAAAAUUAUAGCCGUAGAUCGAGCAACGAUCGAAAAGGUUUGUGUACUCUAAUAAAAUCCGUUGAAAUCUGACAUUUUCUACAGUUAACAAUUUAAUAUUAAAAUUAUUUAUUAUACAUAACUGUUUAUUUACCUAAACGUUUAAUAAAUGGACACUCCAAAAAUUGUAUAGAGAAAUACCGGCACGGCAGCCAUAUUUGUAAAAGUGGAAGACGUCGAAGACCAACCCCCGGAAUUCGUUGUUGUUACACCGGUAGCCAGGGUUAGCGAGGAUGCACCUCCGGGGACUUCAAUUCUUCAAGGUACUUAUAUUCCAAAUUUAAUAAUUAGUAUAAUAUAUUAUACAGUAACCUGUUUAAUAUAUUUUAUUUUACAUGAUUAUAAACUAACAAUUAAAAAUUUUUUAUGCAUUAAUUUAUAUAAACUAUGUUUGAUAAUUAUUAGUGAAAGCAAUUGAUGGAGAUCGUGGUAUAGAUAAUCGCAUUGUAUAUUCAAUUACACGCGGGGGCAAUGGAAUGUUACAAGUUGAACCGAAUUCUGGUAUUGUCUACACCACAAGCAUUUUGGAUCGAGAAGAUCCAUUUAUUAUUAAAACUGGUGCAAUUAUUAUUGAGAUCAUGGUAUGGUAAACGAAUUAUUAUUAUUUUGUCUGUGACUUAAUAGAUUAAAAAAUUCCUUUUAGGCUACUGAAGACUCGAAAAAAGUUUUUCCUAAUCCUUCAACAAAAACAGAAGUUACUGUAAUUGUUACGGACGUGAAUGAUGAAACUCCAACGUUUCGUAGCCCUCAAUAUAUUGCCGAAGUUAAUGAAAAUGCCCAACAAAAUACACCUGUAAAUUUUAUUGGAAACUCGAUACCCCAAGUAUACGAUUAUGAUCAAGGUAAAAAUGGGACAUUUCGUUUACGAAUCCAACAAGGAAAAAUUGGGUAUUUUGAUAUUACACCUUCCGAAGGUAUAAAUGAAGCUUCAUUCCUGAUACGUGUAAAUAGGACGGUUGAUUUGGAUUAUGAACUUGUAAAAGGUAAUUUAGGUAUUUUAGAAUACUGUGAUAAAAUGUUAAUAAACAUUUUAUUUUCAUUUUUUAGUGAUAAACUUUACAAUUGUUGCUGUUGAGACAGUAGCUAAAAAUCCAAAAUAUAGUGCCAUUCCCGUUUCCGUCUUCAUUAGAGACGUCAAUGAUAAUUAUCCAGAAUUUUCACGGCCUAUAUAUGAAGUUUUUGUUUCUGAAAAUUCUGUAUCUGGUAAAACAAUUGGAAAAGUUGAAGCUACUGAUAAAGACUCUGGAUUCUUUGGUACGAGUGGUAUACGAUAUACAAGUAUUCGAGGGAGUUGUGCUGAUUUGUAAGUAAAAUAUUUUGCUCUUGGCCCUUGGGUUAGAAAAAUACGUUGAGUUAUUUUGUUUUUUUUUUUUAGUCUUAAACUAAAUGCAGAAUCUGGGGAAAUAGUGAUAAAAUCUGACAAACCUGUAUUUGAUCGAGAACAAAUAUCUAAACAUUUUUUAACAAUCGAAGCACGGGACGAUUUGGGUUUAGGAAAUAGAAAUACUGUUCAGUUCAUUAUAAAUGUAGAAGACGUUAAUGAUAAUUCACCGCGAUUCCUCUCGUAUAAGUAUGAAACACGGCUAAAAGAAAAUCAUUUAAUUUUUGAAUCACCAGUCGUCGUCCAAGCAAAAGAUCUUGAUUUAAAUGGUAUAUUAAUAAAAUAAAGUAAAUCUAUACCUACAUUUUUUUCAUAAUUUAAAAUGUUUAGGAACUAAAAACUCAGAAAUAUCAUAUCGUAUAUUACAUUCUGACUACCAAAUUGAAAGUUUCUCAAUUGAUUCUGUCACCGGUGUUAUAAAACCAAUAAGACCAGUAGACUUUGAAAAAUUACAAAAUCGCAAAAGCACUAAUAGUAUUAGUGGGAAUCUUAGACCAAUUAUCUUAGUUAUUCAAGCACAAGAUCAUGGUUCACCAUCACUUUCUGAUGAAACUCACGUUGUUGUUUAUGUAGAGGAUGUUAAUGAUUUUGAACCAAAAUUUGAAAGCAGAAAUUACGAAACUUCUAUCUCUGAAGAUUUAGUUGGCGGCAGUACAGUUUUACAGGUAAAAUUUUUAAUUAUUACUUUAUUUAUUAUACAAAUUAAAUUAUAUAUAUAUAUAAAUAAUAUGAAAAUAUUUUUUAAUCAUUUUGUGAAAUUUUGAAAAAUUAAUAUUUUUAACGUUUAAUCAAAUUUUGUGUAGGUUAAUGCUUGGGAUGAAGAUGGUUCAGCCCCUAAUAACGUUGUAGUGUACAGACUGCGUAGAGGUGCAGAAGAUAAAUUUGUGAUCGAUGCAUAUACGGGCUUGAUUAAAGUCGCACAUGGUGCAUCGUUAGAUCCAGACAAAACACAACCAAAGACAUACGCGUACUAUUUAGAAGUAGUGGCAAUUGACGGGGGCAUUGGUGACCAACAACUUAGUUCUACUGUUAAUGUUACAAUAAAAAUUCAAGAUGUAAAUAAUAAACCACCGUUUUUCAAAGAAAUGGAACCUGUUUACGUAAAAGAAAACGAAAUGGUUAUUAAUAGUAUAUUAAACUGUUAUCAAUGAAUUUUUCUAAAACAGUUUUGAUUUUUAAAUAGGUCGGUAGCGUAAUUACGAAAGUCAUAGCAGAGGAUCCAGAUGCAAAACCAGUUUUACGAUAUAAAAUAGACGUGGAUGAUUCAGAAGCUAAAAACGAAGACGGAGUGAUUGUUAGACCGACAGAAUAUGAUUGGCCAUCAGCGUUUGCUUUAAACCCAGUUGAUGGUUAUCUUAGGGUGGGUAAAUUACUAGACAGAGAAAAAGUUGAGACUAUUCGGUUAGCACUCGUUGUCGAAGACAUUGCCGCAAUAAAUGGCAAACAAAUUGUCCAAAGUAACUAAAAUAAUAUUUAUACACAUUGAAUUUAACAAUUGAUAUUUUGAUAGUAAAUGUAAUUUGUUUUGAUUUCACUACAUAGCCAUUUUAAUUGUUCAUGUUGAUGACGAAAACGAUAAUGAUCCAGUAUUUCGUCAAAAGGUCUACAAAAGAACAGUGAUGGAAAAUAGUCAACCCGGCGUACCGAUUAUCACCAUAAUGGCUGAUGAUGCCGAUAAAAACCGGACGAUUCAUUAUUCGAUAGAAGGUUUAAAUUAAAUUAUUUAAUGAAAUAUAAUACGAUUAUAUAUUUUCACAGUCUUAAUAUUUUUAGAUUCGUCUAUAGAUACUGCAGAUUGGAUAAGAUUAGAUCCAGAGUCCGGAGAAAUCGUAGUGGCAGGUCGUAUUGAUCACGAGCAAGUCCGCUGGAUAAAUUUCACAGUCCGUGCAUCUGACAACGGAGUUCCUAUUAGAUAUUCAUUUACUGACGUUAUUUUACGCGUAAUCGAUGAAAAUGAUAAUAAUCCAUAUUUUACUGAAGAUACACCUACCAACAUAACAAUUCCAGAAAACACCCCAAUCGGUAUAUAAUAUCUUUUUUUUUUAAUAAUAUUUAUUUUAAUAACUUUUAAUUACGUCAAAAUUUGUAAAGGUUCACCAGUCGCUAUGAUUAUGGCGAUGGACGCAGAUUCUGGUGAUUUUGGCAAAAUAACAUACUUACUGGAUCGUCUAUCAUCUCAAGUAAUAAUUUCUAAAUUUUCAAAUAAUAUUGAAGUUGUUUUUAUUUAAUCAUUUUGACUAAUAUUAUUUUUUAGGAGAAAUUUACGAUUGAUACGAAUACCGGAGUUUUAAAAGUGGCUGAUGUAUUAGACAGAGAACAAAUGAGUACAUACAAUUUAAUUGUUGAAGCAUGGGAUAACUAUCAGUUCGGAUACAUUUCCGGCGAAAGUCGAAACGCCUUUAAACAGAUUAUGUGAGUGUCAAUCGUAUAUACUAUUACCUACUUUAAAUAAGCAAUUGUUUCAAUUAUGUAAUAUAUUUAAACAGGGUGACGGUUUCGGAUAUAAACGAUAAUGCUCCGUUGUUUGACCAUUUACCUUCUGAAUGUGUUGUUGUCACAGAGUUUCAUGCAGUUGGCGACAUGGUUUUAUUAAUAAAAGCUUCUGAUGCAGAUGACCCAAACACGGUUAACGGUCGAAUAAUGUUUUCGAUAGAAGAUGGGAAUGAAAGAGGUUUAGGAUAAUAAUUUAUAUAUAAUAACUUUAAAAGUGUCAAAAUAAUGUUGAAUUAUUAUUAUUUGUAUAGAGUUAUUCGCAUUGCAUAGUGUUGAUUAUUGGUCUGGUCGUUUGUAUACAACUUCGUCCCUAAAAAAUCUCUAUGGAAAUUACAGUCUUCUGAUUCGAGCCCAGGAUGGUGGUGAUCCUCAAAAAUCAAGUCUGGCCACCGUGAAUGUCUGUGUCACAGAUGUAAACGAUAACGCGCCCCGUUUUGUGUCACCUCCAUAUAAUGUAACCGUUCGAUUACUUCAAGUAAGACUUUCAAAUAUAUAGUUUAAAUUUAACCAAAAUAUAAAAAUUAACCCAAUUAAUUUUAAUUUAGAAUAUGACUAUUGGAAGCCAUGUAAUUUCCGUGAAAGCUAUUGACGACGAUGUCGGCCAAAAUGCAGAAGUCCGGUAUCGUUUUAAACAAGAUUUAAUGGGCGAUUGGAAGACAUUUUUAGUGGAUGAUAAGACGGGAUUAAUCACUUUGAAAAAACCAUUGAACAAAGAAAUCCAAAAAAUCUAUCAAGUAAUUAAAUUCUGUAGUUUUUUAAUUAUGUUAUUUCAUUAUUCAAUAUUUAAUUAUAGAUUCGUAUAGAAGCUUAUGAUCUUGGUGUACCGACAUCAUUAUCAUCUGAUUUAGAACUUACAAUUCACAUAAGAAGUACUAAUGACUUUCAACCUAGAUUCUUAAUUGACGAGAUCACUGUAAAUUUCACUGGUAAAUUAUAGAUUUGUCUGAUAUUUAUAUUUAAAAAAAAUAAUCACAAAUUUGUUUUAUUUAUAGAACACCGAGAACCAGGAUCAGAAUAUUGGCAACUUAUUGAUACAGUUGACCGAGAAGAGUUAAAUGAUUUAGAUAAAGCGCCGCCUCCGAUUUGUUAUUAUGUAAUUUCUGGAAACGACGAAAACCGAUUUAUUGUUGAACCACUUAAUCAUAGAAUUUCUGUAAGUAAAUCAAAUAAAUUAGACUAAAACAGCUAAAAUAUUGGUGGUUUUGGUUUAGCACCUGUUGCCAAUGUCGUUAUGCAUGCAAAAAUACACUCUACGAAAAUAGUGAUACUGUUCAGUAUAAUCAACCAAAUUUAUUAUUACUAUUAUUAUUUUUUUAUUUAUAGAAAAAAACAUUUUACAUACAAUAUUAAACUCCAUUUUUCAAUAUUUAAUUCUCAACAUAUAUAAUGAGUCUUUUAAAAAAGUAAAUUUUAAGCUUUUUUUAUCAAUUUUUUUAAAACUAUUUGUAAUCGUAAUUAAAAACUCAGAAUUUAAUAGAGCCUAGCUCUAGAAUGUUGUUGUUUAUAAAUAAAAAAAAUGUUUAUGAAAAUAUUAAAUUGACAAUGAGUUAUUACUAUUUCCGUGAAGCCAUUUUCGUUAGUAAAAAUGGUCCCACCCCUUCCCCUAAAAUAGGUAUUGGGUAGUAGAUCAGUUGGAAAGUCCUAUCUUUAAGGGGGGAAUUGAAAUGUUAAAAAUAAUUUUAAAAUUUUUCAAAAUGGAGAAAAUUUGAAAAACUGGUACCGGGUGGGUCCCUUAUACACACAAGUUUUUGAAAAAUGUUCUUUUUGGUUUGGUAUUUAAAACCGGAGUAACAGUAGGUUGCCUCACAUGUAUUAUUACUUCAGUGGCUUGGGUAAAAAUCGCUAAAAUAAGAUGUUUAUCUGUUAUAUUAUUUUUCAUUGAAUACAAAUGAUUAUUUUUUUUAAAGUCACUAUUUUUAAUUUUUUGCGAAAUAAAUAUGUGGACGUUAAUAUUUAACUAUAACUUCCUUCUUUUUUUCCUGGUUUUAAAUUAUUAUGAAAAUCUCUUCAAAAAUAAAAAAUGACCUCCCUAAACUACUACCCAGAUUUCCUUUCAGAAAAGGUGCUACAGUUGAAAAUUGGAGUAGGUUUUCUGAUAGAAAAUUUGUUAAUCAGAGAUAAAAAAAAAAUAAUAAAAAUAAACAUCAAUGUAAAACCAAUACAUUCCUUGUUUCACUCAGAAUCUAAAAUAGUGAAAUAUUGACUUUCAAAAUUAACACAAUCACUUGUGAAAAAUAAUAGUACACAGACGAGCAACUACUUUUGCAAAUUUUACACACCAAGGUAAUAAUAAUAUGUAUAUAAUAUAAUAAUAAUAUGGCGGGUAUUAAAAUACUGUCAUAGUGGUUUUAUAAAAUAAACAUAAUAAAAAGUAUUGAAAAUAAACUAUAAAGUUAUAAACAUUAACAAGUAUAUAAUAUAUAAAUUAUCUACAUUAUAAUAAUAAAGGUUGCUCAUGAACUCGACCGCGAAAUACAAGAAACUUAUGAACUAGUUGUGAAAGCCAGUGAAGAUUGCUUGCACUCUCCAUCGAUUAAUCACGCUGUUGAUCAAGAUGAUGACAGUUUACUUAAAGUUUUUGUUUUCGUUAACGAUGUAAAUGACCAUGCACCCGAGUUUAUUAAAAGAGUAUUUACUGGUGGCGUGACCACAGAAGCUGAUUUUGGUACCGAGUUUAUGUUAAUAAAGGUAUUAUAAAAAUAAUAACAAAAUCUGUAUUUUUGUCACUCUUCAAUAUUUGUCUGUAAUACAUAUUUUAUUUCAUUAUAGGCAAUUGACAUGGACAAAGGAAGAAAUGCAGAGUUGACCUAUUACAUAGUUCCUGGAUCUUUGGAAGUAUCCCUUGCAGAAGGCUUAGAUAGCAUACAAUAUCCACCUUUUAUAGUAGAUAUAGCAACGGGGGUGAUCUAUUUAAAUUUUGAUCCUCAAAAGGGAAUGAAAGGUUACUUUGAUUUCCAAGUUUUGGUUAAUGAUACGGGUGGGUUAUACGAUACGGCGCGUGUGUUAAUAUAUUUGUUGCGUGAAGAUCAGAGAGUUAGGUUCGUGGUUCGACAAAAUCCAUCACAACUGCGGGAAAAGGUCGACGUAUUUAGAGAGUAAGUUCUGCGUGUUUAUAGUGUACAAAAUACCUAAGUAUACAAAAUGUGUGAUGAUAAUAAUAAUAAUAUAAUAUUAAAAAAAAAUGAUUAUAAUUUUUUAUCGAACGAUAGAAUCCUAGGUAAUGUUACUGGAGCAAUAGUAAACGUUGACGAAUACAAAGUUCACGAAACACAUGACGGUAGAGUAGAUAAAACGAGAUCGGAUAUGUACUUACAUUUCGUCGAUCACCGCGACAAUUCGAUUAUGGAAGUUCCUCAUGUAUUGCGAAUUAUAGAUGAAAAUAUCGAACAUUUAGAUUCACUGUUUAAAGUAAUUAUAAAUGCAUUAAUGUUUAGAAUGUUAUAUUUAAUCGAGAUGUCAUCGGCGAUAUAUCAUUGUAGGAAUUCAACGUUCUUGAUACACAAGCAGCCGAACCAGAACCGUUGCGCCGAGCUUCAAUAAAAGAUGACAAUGUAAUCUGGAUGUGGUUGGUCGGUACCACAUUUUUCUUGGGAUUAUUAUUAAUAGUCGUCGUAUCGAUUUGCCUUACGCAACGUUCGAAUUAUCGUAGACAACUCAAAGCAGCCACCAUAAGUGCUUUUGGUACACACAUUUUUGAUUUUAAAAAAUAAACAACCAAAUCUUACUUUUUUCUUCUUUUUUUUUAUUAUUUUUAUUGUUGUAGAUCCGAGAACGCCCGAUCACGUUAAUUCAGCUGCUAUUGGAGGCCGUGUACCAAACACAAAUAUGCACAGUGUUGCUGGAUCAAAUCCCAUGUGGAUGCAAGCAUAUGAAAAUGAAUGGUACAAAGAUAGAGAAACAUCACUAAGGUAAAACAUCAAAGUGCUAUGAAACAAUUCAUGCUAUAAAUAAUCUAUUGUUUGUGCUACAAAACGAUUUUUCUUGUUAAACUUAUUCAUUUUAACUCACAAUUAUUGUGACAAUUUAUGAUAUUUAUAACUAAUAGCAUUAAACGUGUAAUCGAAUAACGCAGAGAGGGGAAUUGAGAUUUAUCAAAAAUAAAAAUCAAAAAAGUCAAUAGGUUAAUAAAUCAUUUUAUUUUGAUGAUCGAUUUUGUAUCUUGUCCUCGUAUAUUAUUCACUUAUUUGAAUAUAAAAUCGACCUGUUUAACAUUUGAAUGAUAUUAAUAUAAUAUUGAUGCUAAAUAGAGUAGUGCAGAACAAAGCAUUUCUCAUAUCUCUUAAAUGUUGUAUUUGAAGUUCGUUAUAAAACAAUUCAUUCAAAAGCCCAAUUGCAACAUUCGUAGCAAUUUCCUUCUUUACCAUAGCGAAAACUAGAAAUUUACUUAUGGUUUUUUUAAUUGGCAAUUUUAGUCAAACAUCUGAACGUGAUUCAUUGGACGAUAACACGACUACCAGUACCACAUCACCCCAACCAAUAGAGCGGUCGACGACUACAUUAUUUAUCAAAAGGUUUGUUGAGCGGCUAAUAAACAAUAUAUUUUUGGUUCCAGAGAAGAAGGGUCAAUUUCAUAAAAAAAAAAAUGUGUAUAAAUUAAAUUAAAACAUGAUGGAAAGUGUAGAAUUACUUUAAAAAAAUGGCAAAGAAAAAUAAAUUUUUAAAAAUAAUUCUUCAUUGGAACUAAAUAUAUAAUAUACUUGUAUGUGAUAUAGUGCCCAAUAGUACCUUCUAAAUAUUUUUUCUUGAAUAUAUUAAUUAAUAUUACAGUAAUGAUUGCAACAUACACACGGAUAGUACUGACGACUACUAUGAACGGACACGAAUCACUGUGAAAAAUCUAGAAACAACUGAGUUAUGACAUUCAGCUGAAAACAAACUCGACAUAUAAAGCCCUCUGACGUUCCAUCAUGCUCAAAACAUGCCAUUCGGCCAAUAACUACAACGAUUAGAGAUUUUUUAAAUGUAAAAAUAUGUAUUUAUAUAGUGUGUGGUAGUGUGUAUAUAUAAGGCUGACUCUAUAUUUUUUUUGUUUUCUAAUCGGUAAACGCUCUAAAAAUUGUAUUGUUAUAAGUGAAAAUAUAAUAUAUAGUAAGACCUCCUUGUAACAGGCCCCCUAUAAGGCAGAAAUCUCCUUAAAACGGAAAACAACAACAGUUCUGCAUAACCUAUAUCCCGUAUAUUUUAGUCCCCAUAUAACAGAAAUUUAUUACACAGAAAAAUCCAUUGGUACCGAGCGAUUCCGUUAUAAAGAGGUUUUACUGUAUUAAUAAAUAGUUACAUCUUUAUAAAAUAAUAAAUACCUUUGAUAGCUAUUACCGCCUUAGGUUCUAAAGGAAUGUCAGUAGUCUAUUCGAUUUUCUGUAAACGUUAAAGGGAUAAUAUUUCGGUGUUACUUGACAUUUUAUUGAUGAAAAAAAAGAUAUUUCGAGACAUAUUUACAAAAGAUGGCUAAUAGUUGUUUUUGUAGAGUUGCAAUUCAAAAUAUUGUUGAAAGACAAACAGUCCAGUUUGCAGAAUUUGUGAAGCUGACAUUCUUUCAAAUAUUAUAAACGCUAAAUUGUUUUAAAUUUUACAAUGACGUGCACGUGCUAGUCUGAAGCUGAUAAUAAUAUUACGAUUGUAUUCUCAAACCGUACGAUAUAUUUAAAGCCAUAAUAACAAUUGUAUUUUUAAAAACACUCAUUUGUCAUUAAUCUAGAAAAAAACUAUGAAAUAUUAUUAUUAUUAUAAUUAUUGGUAUAGGCCAUUAUUAUAAUAAUGACAAGACAUCAAAUAAUAGUUAUUAUAUUUAUAAUGUUAAAAUAAUAUACAGAAUGUCCCAUGAAGAUACACCAAUUUUAAUAUCUCUAGAGAUAAUAAAGAUAAUAAAAUUCUGUUUUUGUUUUUUAUAUUACACGCAGGUAUAAUGGCUACAAAUAUUUACAUUUUAAUUAAUUUGUUUGUUUUGGGUAAAAAAAAAGCAAACAAAAAAUAACUUCUUUUUUUAUUAUUUUCGAUAAAUUUGAAAAUAGCCAUUUUAUAGAAUUUAUUUUCCAAAAAAAUCUGACGUAAUAACUUUUUAUUUCCAUUAAAUUCGUAGUUUUUAGUAAUUUUUAAAGUUCUGAGAAAAAAGUGUACAGUCAAUUAGCCAUAAUAAUAAUAAUAAUAAUCAAUUAGCGAAUGCGAUUACAACCUGCUUAAUUAUGGGUACUUUUCUCUGAACUUUAAAAAAUUACGAAUUUAAUGAAAAUAAAAGUUAAAGCAUCAACGUUUUUAAAAGAAUAAGUUCUAUAAAAUGGGCCAUCUUCAAAUUUUUUGAAAAUAAUAAAAUCAAAAGAUUCUGAACGGAGCGAAGAAUUUAUUGGUUUUACAAUGAUGUUUAUUUGUAUUUUUAUUUUUUUAUGUGGACACUUUUUCUACCAGAAAGCUUACUCUGGUUAUUUGCAAGUAUAAUAUCUUUUCUGAAAAAAAAUAUUCUCUGGGUCGUACUUUAGAGAGGUAUUUUUUUUGAAAUUCUCAUUAACAUUUGAAAUAAUAAGAAAAACCUGGUUCUUUAGGUUAAAAAAGAUUGAAAGAUUAAAAGUAAAGAUGUCAUUGGCAACAGUUUUUAUUUAUUUUUUGUUAUUAUUAAGUUUUUGUUAUUUUAAUCUUUUUUACACAAUCAUUAUUGUCAUGGAAACGCAUAUUGUUGAAAAAGCAAUACUAUAGACCGAGCUAUAUUAAAAUAAAAUAUAUUUCAAUACAUUCUUUUACUUAUUAAUCUUUCUAUUUCUUUAUUCUAUACUUAAGCAUCACUAUCCACUAAACUCUGCUCAGAAUCGUUUUUCCAUUAGCAAUGAUUUAUUGUUGCUUACUGAUAUACAUUAAAUUCCCUUCUUUAUUCUAUCUUCUCAACUUCCUACUUACAACUGUGGCUGCACUCACAUGCGAAGUAUGUUCGUCUUUUUUAAAAUUUUUUACCGAAACAUAAAAAAUGAAUUGAAGUAUAAAUAUUUAUAUUCCUUAUCCCUGUAAGUAAUGUAAAAAACAGAAUUUGAUUAUCUUCAUUAUCCCUGUAAAUAAUGCAAUGGGUAUAUCUUAGUGGGACACUCAGUACUUUAUGUAAUAAAGUAGUUUUAAACAUUUAAUUUCAUUGUAUUGUAAGCAUGAUUAUUGUAUCUAUAAUAAUUGUAAGUGUACAUACCAAGCCAUUUUUUUUUUAGUGAAUAUCCACUGCAUAUAAACUAACUCUUACAGAAAAAGCACCAAGAAUGGGAAAACUAAAUCUCAAAAUGUGUGGAAUUUCUCUUCUUCUUUUCUUUUUCCUUCAUCCCAUUUGGAUUCAUCCACUCUCGUCUUAAACUUACACUUAAACCCAAUAUCCAACCUCAUAAACACUUACUGUCUUUGACAGUUAUUCAUUAUUUAUUAAUGAGUUAUGAGUUUAUGACUUAUAACUAUUAUUAUUCACCAUUUAUUAUAAUACAUAUUUGGCCACAGAAAACCUUAUAAAUGGCCUGGUAUGCACAUUAUCGGAAACCUAGACGUGUUUGUUUUAAGUUUUAUAGACAUUUUAAUGUACAAUGUACCUAUAUUAUAAUCGAUAGGUAACGUCUGUGCAAUAUUAUUAUUUAUUAAGUACUUUUAUUAUUAUCUAUGUUAAUUUAUUUUUAUUUUUAUAUUUUACCUUUUUUAAGUAUAAAUAAGCGUGAUGUGUAUAACGCGCACAAUGUACAAUAUAUAGCUUACAAAUCAAAAUUAAAACUCUUAAAAAUUAUUAUUAUAUUUUGCGCAAUACUCG